AUGGCUGAUAUACAGCGUCAAGCUAUUGAGCAUCUAUUGGGAAGGGAGAACACCUCUGUGGGGACCCGGGAAGCAUUAUCAAUAUCACUGCCACGCGUGUGCAAGCUGUUUAUAGUGGGGACAUGCCCACAUGAUCUCUUCGUGGGUACGAAACAAAAUCUCGGCAAGUGCCACAAGCUCCACCUUGAGAAGUAUCGAUUGGAAUAUCAGAGUCGUGUUGAUCGAGGAGAUAAAUUCCCAGAAUUUGAAUAUGAAUAUUAUAUCCAUCUUCGGCAAUUCAUUGAAGAUCUCGACAAUCAAAUUGCUGUGGCCCGUAAGCGGUUGGAACACACUCCCGAAGAAAAGGUGAAAAUUGCAGAAGCCACUCGUGAAUUAGACGUGGCUGAUAUGCGCAUUGCUCUUAUGACACAGGAGUUACAUGACUUGGUAGAUAAAGGUGAUAAUCAGCGGGCCUUACUACAUACCAUCGCUUUGAAUAAGGAACAAACACAGCGCCAAAAGCUAUUCGAAGACGUGCGAAGCGUUAUCGACAACGUGGGACAAUCCUCACAGCAAAAGCUUCAAGUCUGUGAAGGAUGUGGUGCAUAUUUGUCACGUCUUGACAGCGAUCAACGGUUAGCGCAUCAUUUGAUGGGCAAAAUUCACUUAGGAUAUGUCCAGAUGCGCAAAGCAUACAACCGAUUAGCACUUCAAUAUGGUCAAACCAAACCGUCUGGACUCGGCUGA
Molecule: messenger RNA, 726 nt
Organism: Diutina rugosa
Lineage: Eukaryota; Fungi; Ascomycota; Pichiomycetes; Serinales; Debaryomycetaceae
Gene: EXM2
Product: Exm2p
Exons: 1
Coding region: 1-726 (241 amino acids)
Biological process (GO): mRNA splice site recognition
Cellular component (GO): U1 snRNP; U2-type prespliceosome
Molecular function (GO): mRNA binding
Source: RefSeq, a predicted model, not a curated record